Messenger RNA from Linum trigynum, 432 nucleotides. The record is from the annotation of a GenBank genome assembly. Lineage: Eukaryota; Viridiplantae; Streptophyta; Magnoliopsida; Malpighiales; Linaceae.
AUGAAAGCCUCAACCUCCAUUUCCUACGCUCUUCUCCUCUCCAUUUCCCUUUCCUUCCUCCACUCCGCAACCGCCGCCCUGACGCCCACCCUGGCCGACAUCGAGCUCUACAACGUGUACGACAAGACCCAAGCCACGCUGGACAUCGUCGGCCCGCUCCUCCAGAAAGCCACGGACCCGAACCUGGUCCAUUCCUAUGGGGUCUGCGUCGGCGCGUUCCAGGAGAUCGCCGGCGACAGGUGGUCCGGAGCGAUUAAGGCGCUGGAGUCGGGGGAUUACGCCGGAGCGGAGGGUCAGCUUGGUGGGAUUAAGUCAAACGUGGAGUGGUGCUUGGGCCAGUUUGGAGGAGAGCCGCAGCCGUUUAGUGAUGCGGCUCGGCUUGUGGGCCGGCUGGCUGACGUGGAUAUUGGGAUCAUUAAGCUGUUGCAUUGA